Euleptes europaea (tarantolino) is the source of this 3855-nucleotide messenger RNA. It is a transcript of the gene FHOD1, whose product is annotated as formin homology 2 domain containing 1. Gene Ontology annotation, biological process: actin filament network formation; cortical actin cytoskeleton organization. The transcript has 22 exons. Bases 1 to 3807 code for a protein of 1268 amino acids. The record is from RefSeq and is a predicted model, not a curated record. NCBI's taxonomy places the organism in Eukaryota, Metazoa, Chordata, Lepidosauria, Squamata, Sphaerodactylidae. Gene Ontology annotation, cellular component: cytoskeleton; cytoplasm. Gene Ontology annotation, molecular function: actin filament binding.
AUGGGGGAGCCUCCGGGGCUGGAGGCGGCUCCGGGCUCGCUGCUGUGCCGGCUGCAGUUCCUGGAGGACUCGGAGCCCUUCUCGUGCGCCGCCUUCCCGGAGCCGCGGCGGGCCCCCGUGCUGCCCGUGCGGGAAGCGCUGCCCCUCGCCGCCCAGCUGCCCGCCGCGCACCGCUUGCUGGCCGCGCCUCUGCCGCUGGAGGAUUGCACUUUGCAAGUCUUGCCAUCGGGACACUAUUUGGACCUUGAACUUUCUCUGCUGGAGCAGAAGGAUGAACUGGAAGGGUUCUACGAGGACAUCAGGAAAGGGAGGCGGCCGAUUCUCCUCGUGCGCACACAGCUCUCAGUUCGUGUGCACGCCAUCCUGGAGAAGCUGUACAAUUCAAAGGGCCCCGAGCUGAGACGCUCCCUCUUCUCGCUGAAGCAGCUUUUCCAGGAGGAUAAAGACCUGGUGCCUGAGUUUGUGAAUUCAGAAGGUCUGACAUGCCUCAUCACAGUGGGAGCAGAAGCAGACCAGAAUUACCAGAACUAUAUCCUGAGAGCUCUCAGUCAGAUCAUGCUCUUUGUGGACGGAAUGAUGGGCGUCAUAAACCACAACGAGACGGUCCAGUGGCUCUAUAUGCUGUGUGGGAGCUUGUACCGCCUUGUGGUCAAGAGUUCCCUGAAGCUGCUGCUUGUCUUUGUGGAAUAUACAGAAUCCAAUGCCCAGCUGUUGAUCCAGGCUGUUGUAGCAGCAGAACAGGUCAGAGGCGGCUAUCCGUGGUCUCAGCUUGUGUCAAUCUUGGAGCAGAAGAAUGGAGCCGAUACGGAGCUCCAGGUGUUUGCCAUGACCCUCAUCAACAAGACGCUGGCUGCCCUCCCGGACCAGGAUUCCUUCUAUGACUUAACGGACUGCCUGGAGCAACAGGGCAUGGAGAGGAUCGUUCAGGAGCACGUCAGCAACAAGGGCACAGAACCGGACUUGAAGCAGCAGUUUGUCAUCUAUGAGAAUGCCCUCAAGUAUGAGGACGGAGUUGAAGAGCCGCUGCCCGGCCUGCGCAAGGAGCGGAGGAAAGGGGACGAGAGCCGGAGGGGGCGGCGGUCUAUGGGGUACAUCAUGGCCCAAGAGGAGAGCCAGGAGGUUCGAGUGGCUGAAGAAUUUCAGGCCAGCCCGGCUCGGGAUCUGGGCUUGGAUGUGGAGAGCAAUGGCCAGGCCAGCUUUACGAACAUGUAUAACAGUGCAUCAAGCAUGCAGCUUUCAACGCCAUCGGUAUCUUUGGAAGGGGAGCAGCCCGGGAACCUGGGUGAGAGAAGCGUUUUCAAAGCUCGCUUCUUGGAAAACCUGGCUGCCUCCCAGCAAGAGAAGCUGUUUGCAAUGUCCCGAGGGCGAGCAGAGGUCUUGGCUGAGGCGACGCCAGGCACUGAGCAAGUCAGCCCAGGGAAGUGGAGCGAAGGGCAGAAUGGAACUGCCAAUGGGGCAGAGCCCGCCUCUGCGUUGGGCAGCUUUGACAGUGGAGGGGCUGGCCAGAACGCGUCGGACAACGGUGUCUGCGGCACUCACCCCCUCAGCUUUGAUUCCAUCCCCAGUCCAGGUCACAGACUUGUUCCGCCUGGCGAAGCCACGGAGGCCUCCAGCGGCGUUUCUGAGAAAAAGUUUAUGCUUGGCAUGUUGUUCUCCAAGACCCCGGUGGAAUUGGAGAGGACACUUCUGGCCCCUGCAGAGGACCACUUGGCAGAAACCAGGAAGCAGCUGAGCCUGGAAGAAGGCGGGAGCUGUCCAGGCAAGAGGGCAGAGGCACCGUCCAGCUCGCAGACCCGACCGUUACGGACCCAGUUCAGCAUUGAUGCGGAAACCAACUUACAGAGUCUAGAGAGUACCCUUAUGGCUCCCUUCAAAAAGGACCUGGAGGUCAUGUGUCGAGAACCAAGCCCAAAACUGCUGAAAAUCAAAGAUCUGGAUUUCUCGGACCUGGGCAGGGAGGAAGAUUUCGAUGUACUAGAGACUGAAAUGAUGGAGAAGGUGUCAUCCGGGGCACCUGACCGCUGUACUGCUACAACUGCCAGUGGUGUUCUGGCUCCUCCUCCCCCUCCUCCUCCUCCUGGCUAUACCCCUCCUCCCCCUCCCCCUCCUCCCCCCCUACCUGGUUGUCCCCCUCCUCCUCCCCCUCCCCCACCUGGUUGUCCCCCUCCUGGCUCGCUCAGUUCCUCCACCGGAGAUGCUCACCGUCCUGCUAAGAAGAAGACGGUUAAGCUUUUCUGGAGGGAGUUGAAAAAUGUGGAUCGCUCACCGGGGAGAGGCAGAUUUGGGAAGGCAACUCUUUGGGCAUCCCUGAAAAAGGUUGAGAUUGAUACAGCCAAGCUGGAGCAUCUGUUUGAGUCCAAGGCAAAGGAUGUGCUUCCCUCUAAGAAAGCUGCUGACGGGAAGAAAGUCAUCGUGGUCUUGGAUCCAAAGAGAAGCAACGCCAUCAACAUCGGCUUGACGGUCCUGCCUCCUGCUUACAUCAUCAAGAUGGCCAUUCUCAACUUUGACGAGUUUGCAAUUACUAAGGAAGGGAUUGAGAAAAUCGCAACCAUGGUUCCCACGGAAGAAGAGAAGCAGCGGAUUCAGGAAGCCCAGCUAGCCAACCCCGACGUCCCUCUGGGCUCGGCAGAGCAGUUCCUUCUCACCCUUUCCUCGAUCUCUGAGCUCGCCGCCCGGCUCCAACUGUGGGCUUUCAAGCUGGACUACGAGACCAUGGAACAGGAGAUCGCUGAACCUCUGUUUGACUUGAAGCUUGGGAUGGAGCAGCUGGCCAAAAACCAGACCUUCAAGCACAUCCUUGCCACUCUCCUAGCCAUGGGCAACUUCCUGAAUGGCUCCCAGAGUCGAGGGUUUGAGCUGAACUACCUGGCCAAGGUGUCGGAGGUGAAGGACACGGUGCACCGGCAGACCCUGCUGCACCACCUGUGCCACACCGUGGUGGAAAAAUUCCCAGAUACGACUGACCUCUACUCUGAGAUUGCUGCCAUCACGCGUUCAGCCAAGGUCGACUUUGAUGCGCUCGCUGACAGUCUAGUCCAGCUAGAGCAGCGGUGCAAAGCGUCAUGGGAUAGCUUGAAGGCCAUCGCCAAGCAUGAAACGAAGCCCGCCCUGAAGAGCAAGCUGCUGGACUUCCUGCAGGCCAGCACCCAGAAAAUCAUCAUCCUCAAGGUGGUCCACCGGCGGGUGCUGAACAGAUUUCGCUCCUUCCUCCUUUACCUGGGUUAUGAGGCACAUAAGGUGAGGGAUGUGAAGGUCACUGGAUUCUGCCAAACCAUCCGGGAGUUUGCCCUGGAAUACCGCACGUGCCAAGAGAGAGUUGUGCAGCAGAGGAAGAAACGGGCAGCGUACCGGGAGAGGAACAAAACCCGCGGCAGGAUGAUCACAGAGAUGGAGAAAUUUGCCAGCGCUAGCAAGCCCGAAGAGAGCUCUGCGCCAGCGGUACUGUCAGCCAGUCCAGAGCCAAAGGCUGAAGCAGGCCACGAAACCAUGACCAGCGUGCUCAUCUCCCCUGCAGAGCUGUCUGGUCGCCGCAGUCGGCCCAGCAGAGGUGUUGGAAAGCACACCCCUCCUAGUGCUCUCCCUCCCCAGGAUGAUACAGCCGGCUCCCCAGAAGAUGCUUCAGAGGAGAUCAUGGAUCGCCUGGUGAAGUCCGUCACGCAGAGCACUCCGCCGCGACCAGGUGCUGGGAAGGAUCGCAAGCGUUCCCGGGUGAACAGGAAAUCUCUGAGGCGCACCCUGAAGAACGGCCUAAGCGAUGAGCUGGUGCAAGCCUUGGGCCUGGCUCAGGCACCUGGAGUGGCCGUGUGAAGAACAGGCUGCGGAACCCGGAGGAGCCUCGCCGAAUUAGGAUGCCGG